This is a messenger RNA of Pocillopora verrucosa, 1118 nucleotides long. Its product is annotated as probable caffeoyl-CoA O-methyltransferase 2. The record is from RefSeq and is a predicted model, not a curated record. NCBI's taxonomy places the organism in Eukaryota, Metazoa, Cnidaria, Anthozoa, Scleractinia, Pocilloporidae. Gene Ontology annotation, molecular function: S-adenosylmethionine-dependent methyltransferase activity; O-methyltransferase activity.
ACCCAUCCCAUACCCCUACGUUUCACUGGCGUGCCGUGGUGCGUGUCGGCAACAUACUUCGAUUCAUCAAUUAUUCACAAGAUCAAUGUCCUUUUGUCAGGAAAAUUCCUGGGAGUAGCUCUUUUUUAUGUGAAGCCUCGAAUUCAAGUGUCAUAUGUACUGAGCAAGCGUUACAGCGAAUCGAUUGUAGGAUUUCUUCUUGGAGUCUUGUGCAUAUUUAUCGUCAAUGUCGCUCUUAGCCGAUCACAAGUUGUUUUUGGGAGCCGUGGGGAUCGCAUUGACUUCUGCGGUGGCCGGUUUUGGUGUUAGUCGGAUAUUUGAACGUCGAGAUAAAAGCCUCUUUAAAAUCAGCGAUGAGAACAAUCCAGUCAGCAAGUAUGUAACAGAACAUGGAAUCCGCGAACCAUCAGUGCUUACCAGCUUGAGAAAGGCAACUGUGAAGCUUCCAUUAGGUGACAUGCUUUGUAGUUCUGAUGAAGCUCAGCUUAUGAGGUUGCUUAUAGAAUUGAUUAAGGCCAAAAAGGUUAUCGAAAUAGGUGCUUUUACUGGUUAUAAUACACUAAGUAUGGCCAUAGCUCUGCCAUCUGAUGGCAAGGUUGUGGCGUGUGAUGUCACAGACAAGUUUAUGAAAGAGGUUGAUUAUGACCGUUACUUCCAAGAAGCUGGUGUCAAGUCAAAAGUUGAAUUGAAGAUACAGUCUGCCCUCGCUACUCUAGAUGAACUUAUUGCUGCAGGAGAAGCUGAAAGCUUUGAUCUUGCUUUUAUUGAUGCUGAUAAGACUGAAUAUGACCAGUACUAUGAAAAAUCUUUGCAGCUUCUGCGGCAGGGAGGGCUGAUAGUAGUUGACAAUGUUUUGUUGAACGGUUCAGUUUGCGACCCUGAGAAAAUAGCUACAAAUCCAAGGACAAGAGCAAUACACAACUUGAACAUGAAACUUCACAAAGACACUCGUGUCACCAUUAGUUUGAUUCCCUUUGCAGAUGGUGUGACAAUAGCAAUGAAGCUCUAAAAUAUUAUCAAUUAUAGACUGAUUGUUUCAAACGUGUCUAGUCAUUGGUUAAGCAUGUAGCCCUGAAAGCUUGAAUAAAGUUUACAUAGAAGAGAAGAUUAUUUUGAAA